AUGUCUUGUUCUGGUGGUGGAAAGGGUGGAGACAAGGAUGAAGAGAAGGUUGCAACCAGGAUGCUGCCAAAAGCAGACUCAGAGAUGAAAGAGAUGGAGGUCAGUGAGUCUGGAGACCUGGCUGGCCUAUUGGUGAGGUUCCCACUCCAACGACCCACAACAAGGCAGCCAGUUUCUGAGGAGGCCUGGGAGUAUUUCCACCUGGCAUCUGCUCAUGCUGGGCACAAUCCCAGUUAAUAUGCCAUCUGCUGCCUAUGUAGCAGGGAGGCGAGCCAAGGCCCAGGGGCCAACGAAAGUACCUCUGCCCUGUGGAAGCGUCUGAAAAGCAUGCACAGAGAGGAGCUGGAGAAGAGUGGUCACAGCCUCUCUGGGCAGCACCAGGACCCACUGCUCCUAGGCCUCCCGCUGCCCAUGGCCAUAGAGGGUGACUGGGGCAAGCUCCUGGAGCAGGUGGGCGCCCUGGCCUUAUGGGCCAGCCACAGGGAAAAGGAGGUGCUGAGGAGGGAGAGGGCAGUGGAAUGGCAUGAGAGGGCCUUGGGAAGGAGAGAGUGAGCCCUGGAGGAGGUGGAAAGGGCCAUCAUGGAGAUGAAGUGCAAGGCGAGAGCUGAGGAGGCUUGCCUGCAGCGAGAAAUGGACCUCCCGGCAGCAGCAUGUUCCUUGCAUUUUGUUUGA
Messenger RNA from Nannospalax galili (Upper Galilee mountains blind mole rat), 672 nucleotides. RefSeq names its product zinc finger BED-type containing 2 (gene Zbed2). Lineage: Eukaryota; Metazoa; Chordata; Mammalia; Rodentia; Spalacidae. The transcript has 2 exons. The record is from RefSeq and is a predicted model, not a curated record.